AUGUAUGGGCGUUACACCCAGGAGCUGGGGGUGUAUGCCAAGGAGGAGGCGGCCCGCCUGCGGGAUGGAGGCGUGCGGGACGGCGGUGGCCUGCGGAGGAACACCAGCGUUCGAAGCCGCACCGCAGACCUGCUGGAGUACGAGAAAGACCCCUGUGCAAAGUGCCAACUUUGUGCAUCUCGCUGCCAGAAGUUCUUGAUCUCACGGGUGGGAGAGGACUGGAUCUUCCUCAUUUUGCUGGGGCUGCUCAUGGCUCUGGUCAGCUGGGUCAUGGACUACGCCAUCGCCUUUUGCCAAGAAGCACAGAAAUGGAUGCACGCUGGCCUGGACAACAACAUGCUUCUGCAAUACAUUGCCUGGGUCUCCUACCCGGUGGUGCUCAUCACUUUCUCUGCAGGAUUCACUCAGAUACUAGCGCCUCAGGCUGUUGGUUCAGGCAUUCCUGAGAUGAAGACAAUACUGAGAGGAGUUGUUCUCAAGGAGUACCUGACUUUUAAGACCUUUGUGGCUAAAGUCAUCGGUCUGACCUGCGCUCUGGGAAGCGGGAUGCCUCUGGGGAAAGAGGGGCCCUUCGUUCACGUGGCCAGCCUAUGUGCUGCUCUCCUGAGCAAAUUAAUGGCGGCGGUUUUCGGAGGGAUUUACAUGCUGAAGGAAGAGCCCUUUGAGGGAAGCAAGAAUGAGCUGAGGAACACGGAGAUGCUGUCGGCUGCCUGUGCUGUGGGUGUUGGCUGCUGCUUUGCUGCGCCUAUCGGAGGUGUGCUGUUCAGUAUCGAAGUCACGUCAACGUUUUUUGCAGUCAGGAACUACUGGAGGGGCUUCUUUGCUGCCACCUUCAGUGCGUUCGUGUUCAGAUUGCUGACCGUCUCGAACCAGGAGGAAGAGACCAUCACCGCUCUCUUUAAGACGCGCUUCCGUCUGGAUUUCCCUUUCGACCUUCAGGAGCUGCCGGCGUUCGCCAUCCUCGGGAUUGCUUGUGGGUUCGGGGGAGCUCUGUUUGUGUACCUGAAUCGACACAUUGUGGAGUGCAUGAGGAAGCAAAAGACCAUUAACAAGUUCCUGCUGAGGAAUCCGUCUCUUCCUGUCAGGCGGCUGGUGUACCCCGCCCUCGUCACCCUGCUGGUGUCCACGCUCACGUUCCCUCCUGGCUUCGGGCAGUUCAUGGCUGGACAGCUGACGCAGCACGAGUCUCUGGUUGCUCUGUUCGACAACCGCACCUGGUGUCGCCAGGGUGUGGCUGAGGAGUUUGACUACAUCAGCCACCAUCACGCCUGGAAACACCCCCAGGUCAACAUCUUCAUCACGCUCAUCCUCUUCAUCGUCAUGAAGUUCUGGAUGUCUGCUGUCGCCACCACCAUGCCAGUCCCGUGUGGAGCCUUCAUGCCCGUCUUUCUUAUUGGUGCAGCAUUCGGCAGAUUAGUUGGUGAAAUCAUGGCAACCAUGUUCCCUGAUGGCAUCCACGGAGAUGUGUAUCCUAUAGUUCCUGGUGGUUAUGCUGUUGUUGGCGCUGCAGCGCUCUCUGGUGCGGUCACUCACACCGUUUCCACAGCGGUCAUUGUGUUUGAGCUGACCGGCCAGAUCUCCCACAUCUUGCCUGUGAUGAUCGCAGUGAUUCUGGCCAACGCCGUGGCACAAGCGCUCCAGCCGUCCCUCUACGACUCCAUCAUUCGCAUCAAGAAGCUCCCAUAUCUACCAGAGCUGGGGAUGGGACAUCACGAGAAGUAUAACAUCCGCGUAGAGGAUAUCAUGGUCCGAGAUGUGCGCUUCAUCACCUUGAAUUCUUCGUACAGAGACCUGCAGGAGAUGCUGCUGACUGGGCAUCUAAAAACCCUCGCCCUGGUUGAAUGUAGAGACUCCAUGAUCCUGCUGGGCUCCAUAGAGCGACUGCAGCUGCAGUCGCUCCUGUCUCUCCAGCUGAGCCGCCAGCGGAGGCUCGAGUACCUUCGUCAGCUGGCCCAGGACAACGGUGCUCACGAUCCCCUGCCCAGCCUGACCUCCGACAGCACCCCCAGCUCCCCCUGCGCCCACGUUCACCUCAACACCCCCACCAACACCAGUGCUCGCCAAGUUGUCCGCUUCCUGGUGAGCACCCAGCAGAUCUCCACAGAGGAGUCUUCCUCCUUCAGCCCGGCGGCGUCCAACGCUCAGCUUCCUCUGAAGUCGGCCUUGAAAACCGUGUCGGCCAUCAGCGACGCAGAGACGCCAAACAGCUCACAGACCCUCUCCUGUGCGGAUCCGGAGAACGAGCUGCUGGAGAGUCCGGCCGGGCCGGCGUCUCCUGACAAAACAAAGCCCAAGCCCAAAGGAGUGAGGAUCUCCAUGGCGGAGUCUUCUGAAGUGGAAGAUUGCAUGACUCCCUCAGAGAUAGCAGAGUGGGAGGAUCAGCAGCUUGAUCAGCUGGUGGAUUUCAAGAACUGCAAGAUUGAUCCCGCCCCCUUCCAGCUGGUGGAGCAAACGUCUCUGCACAAGACUCACACUAUCUUCUCUCUGCUGGGCCUGGGUCACGCCUACGUGACCAGCAUGGGACGGCUAGUUGGAGUGGUUUCACUCAAAGAGCUGCGUAAGGCCAUCGAGGGCUCGGUCACAGUGACUGGAGUGAAAGUGCGCCCUCCUCUGGCCAGUUUCCGUGACAGUGGGAACAGCACGAGCGUAUCUGAGGUAACAGAACUACACAAGCUGUGCAUGCGUCACAGAGGGCUGUCCUUGCCACGGGAACCUAAGCCUCCCAACCCGGCAAAAAAGCUGGACCUUUCGUUCAAAGACGUCCCCGUCAGCUUCUCAGACAAGACUGAUUUGCAAUUCGAAAGCAGCGAUAACCAGUUGUCAGACCUCGUCCUUCAAGAAAGCCCCUCAUUCACCGAGGACAAAUCAGAGUUUACUUUUGACUGUAGCCCCUCUCACACCGAGGAGUCGGAGCUGGGCUGCGACCACGACCCCGCCGACCCCACGCCGGCGCCGGACGAGGUGGAGCAAGAGCACAGGAGUCCAACUCUAAACACGGACCAAUCAGAACCUGGGGGAGAGGGUAGCACUGUCCACACCAAGGACCAAUCAGAAUGCUAAUCUAAAGCUUAUCUAUACUGUCUCCUCAUAAGUGUAUCUGUUUCUUAAAUUUGCAUCAGUCCAGCCUAGACACUUGUGUUUCUAACCCAGUGAUGUGAGCGAAUGUCUGUUGAUAGGGGAUGGUCGAUUUUAUUUCUUUUAUUAUUAUUAUUAUUAUUAUUUUUUUUUUAGCCAUCAACAGAUCAUUUAUGAAAGACCAAAUAUUUCUGUAUUUUCAAAAGUGUCCGCAUCAAGGUUUGUUUAUCGUCGGAAAACAAGGAUGGUCCCAGACAAAUGUUGCAGAAAGCCUCCUUUCCCCUCGUGUGCUGCUGAUAAAGUUUGUUAACGACAAACAGGAAAUCAGGAGGUGUGAAGUCAGAAAGCUUAAAGCACAAGGCUCACAAAUCACAGCUUGAACAGCAAAACUGAAUUUUGCUGACCAAGUCACAAUGUAGGAAAAAAAGCAACUUGGCCUCAACGGGGUAAAGAAGACUGCUUUGACUAAAAAUAGGUGUGAGGUGUCUAUUUAGAAGUAUUUGCAUUGUUGCAGGGGAGCAAUGCUGAGUUGGUUGAGAAACUCAACAAGGAUAAGUUAGUGCCUAGGUUGGCUCCUGAUAUUAAUCAGAGUUCCUUCUGAAGUAGCUGGUGACAAACCCCUGAUCACAGAGAGAUCUUCUACAUCACAGUUGUGGAUAAAAUGGGAUAGCUGUUUUGUGAUUCGGGUCCUAUUGAUUGUAAGCAAAGGGAUGUCUGCUGAUGCAUUUGAGUGACUUGUUGGCAAGUGGCAAUAUGUAAUCAAUAUUACCCCCUUAACCUUAUUUUUACAUCAUUAAUAGUCACAUCACAACUACACACUUGAAUGUAUUUUAUUGGGAUUUUAAGAGGAAAGGGAAAAAAAAGACUUUUAUUUAUGAAUGAAAUGUUUAAAAUGUGACAUCUGCCCAUUAAGUUUUGCUUUAAUCUGACCAGAGGCCCUUCUUGUCUCCUUAUGGUGGCAAUUCAAAACUGCAAGCAUUUGUUGGAUUUUUUUUUUUCUACUAAUAUUUGCUUUUUCCCUGAGACGUUUGCAGCAUGGCUGUAUCCUCAGUGUUUAAAAUAAACUAAACACACCUGGAUUCUAUUUUCUAACCAGGAGGCAAUUGGUCACACAUGAUUUUAUUUGGAGAAAUGGGUUGAUCAGACCACACACAUUUUCAUAUUUUUGUAUCUUUUCCCUUUCAGUUCACAACUAUGUGUUACUCUAGACUGGUGUCUUAAAAUCCCGUUAAAAUCUAUUAAUGUUUGUGGUUGUAACAAACGAAACGUGUUAAUGGUGACUGAUCAGAGUGCAUGCGUCCUAUUCUAUGAAGACAUAAAUAAAAAAAUGUGUUUGGUUCUUUUCUGGUCUAAAAAUCACGGUAGAAACAACAUCAGGUCAGAAACGACUCAUAGCACAUUACGUGUCGUCAGAACUCAGAACCACUGUGUGAAUAAUAUAUCCACCAUUAUUCAGCAAGCACUAAAUUUAACAGCAGUACCGUACAGUAAUUGUCUUUUCUGUGACCCUCAUUCUUUAUAAUUUGCAGGCAGCAGUUCAUGCUCAGCUUCCAGAGCAUUUUAUUCAGGUUGAGGUCUGAAAUUACUGAGUACUAUUUUACAUUUUACACAGCGUGCUAAGAUUUUGGAGCAGCUUUCUGAUGUAGAUUUUCAGGAAUCAGUGUUCUAUAAGGUGAAACAUUAACUCUGUGACAGAUAAUAUCAUAUACUUUAACUUAGGGUCUUUAUUUCUGCAUUAUGGUUCUCUGCCCAGGGUGGUAUUGUCUGGGGCGUGUCAUAUGCCUACAGUUCUGGGCUAAACAAGCCCACUCAUCCCUUCUCCAACACCAUGCCUCACAGCUGCAGUGAGGUGUUUGCUGAGCUUGAUUGAUUUUUACUAAAAAUGUUUUUGUUUUGUUUUUUUUUUUGUUUUUCUGCAUUAUAACAAAACAUCAGUGGCCUUUUUAAUGCAUUGUUCCAUAUAGUCUUGUGGUUUGUUUAAAUGUAGGAAUCACAAGAAGUUGUCUCAUUGUGAAUUGUUUAAGCAACAUUUAUUUAUUUAUUUAUUUAUUUAUUUUACAAAAUGUAUUUAUUUAUUUGUUUGUGUUGAUAUUCAACACAAGAACACUCGCAACCUGCAACUUCCCCGAACUUUUGCUUUAUUCGGACGGUCGCCUUUGCUAUUUUUCAGGUAAUCUGGGACAUUUGAUGAGAAGCAAAAUGCUGUUACUCGUCAUUUGCAUUUACGUAAAGCAGCAAUAUUUUUCCUGGUUUUUCACACAGUGUUUCUGCAUAUUAAUUUAUGACACUAUAAGAUGUUAUGAGCCGUUACAUUUGAGCAGAGGCUAUUCACCGAAUUUUAAGACCUGUUAAAGACUAAGCGAUGCUUUAUUAUGUCCUCCUAACAAAAAAUUGAGAUAUUGUCCACACCAUUUUUUAGGAAAUGUCACUUAAAUGAUAAUAUGUGGUAAAUGUGCGGACAAAACUGUGCAUACUUAGAUCUAAGCAUCCAUGGCUACGAUAGUUAUGUCUGUUCCACGAGCACACGAAGCCCCAUUGUCUAAUUUUAGAGUACUUUGUUGUUUAAGUCUUUCAAAGGGGAUUUGUUGACAUUAAGAUAUAACAACACCAGCUUUACAGUUUUAUAUUUGUGUGUGUGUGUGUGUGCGUGUGUGUGUUUUAGACGUCUGCAUGUGUGAGCGACCAAAAACUUUCCAUAAUUAAAUCUGGUCCUACGUUGAAUUCGCCAAAACAAGAUCCUGUUGAGUUGAAGCCAACAAAAAGUACAUGGAAUCAUUUGGCUCCUGUGCGAAUAAUGUUGGCUAAAAACUGAAAAGAGCAAGCAACACUGAAAGCACAGAAUGACAAGGGAAUUACUGACAUAAGCACACGAUGGUAUUGAUCCAAACUACGUAUGUACGAGCAAUGCACAAAUGUAAGAGUCUCUGUCGAUGACUAAUAACAAGAGGUGUUGUUGGUAUAUGUGUCAAAUGAAAUGCAAUACGUCCAUGUUAUUAAUAAAGCAAAGGGAAAUUGCAGACUGUA
Molecule: messenger RNA, 6099 nt
Organism: Poecilia latipinna (sailfin molly)
Lineage: Eukaryota; Metazoa; Chordata; Actinopteri; Cyprinodontiformes; Poeciliidae
Gene: clcn2a
Product: chloride channel, voltage-sensitive 2a
Exons: 24
Coding region: 1-3060 (1019 amino acids)
Biological process (GO): transmembrane transport; chloride transport
Cellular component (GO): plasma membrane
Molecular function (GO): voltage-gated chloride channel activity
Source: RefSeq, a predicted model, not a curated record